AUGGCGGACCCUGAGCAUCCUCCCGACACCUCCAAAGCAGCGGAUCACGUUCAGCAUGUGGGGAAGAGCCCGAUAGCCGCGGGGAAAUCGGCUACACAGCAACAGGUGAUGGCGACGUUGACAGCGGUGGAUGUAACCAUUCGGCGGCUAGAUCUUCUCCUGUCCACCGCCGGCGGGCAAGAGAGAGUACUGGCGACGGUGAAUUACGUCGCGUCAAUCCUCCACCAUCUCUGCGCCUCAAUGCCAUGGAUCGCAGUUCAAACACGACUCCGCCUUCUCGCGCGGUUGAAAGGCCGCGCCGCAUCACCAGCCGGCAAAACCGGCCAAACCGCCUCGAAAUGGGCGUCCCUGUCAUCGCUCGCCUCGGAGACCCGAUGCAACCUCCGCUUGUUCGGCCUGCUUCCACUGUGGAUUUGGGGCUCGGAGACGCUCAAGUCGCCGCCUGCCGACCCCAUCAUCCACGCCCUGACAGCCCUCCAAGUCAUCUCGAACGUCAUCUACCAAUUUCUCGAGAACGUGGCCUACCUGGCCUCCAAGGGUGUGGUGUCGAAGCGGUUCGUUGACAAGUACGGCGGGAUCGACAAAUGGUACAUCUGGAGCACCCGCGGAUGGUUCGGGCACAUCUUCUUUGAAUUCUUCGUGCUCUGGCGGCAGCAUAUCCUCCGGAAACGACGCCUUGCGACCCAGCGCACGGCGGCCGGCAACAUCGAAACGAAGGAGAUUAAAGCGGAGGAUAAGGAAGCCCUUCGCCUGGAGAUCCGCUCGUGGCGCAAGAGCCUUGUCAACAACACCAUCUGGGCUCCGUUGUGUUUGCACUGGUGUCUCGAAAAGGGGAUUGGCAUCCCGGAGAGCCUGACCGGGCUCAUCAGUUUCAUGGCCGGCGCCUGGAGUCUGCAUGACCACUGGGCUGGUACAGCCAAGGCAUGA
Penicillium canariense is the source of this 927-nucleotide messenger RNA. RefSeq lists its product as uncharacterized. NCBI's taxonomy places the organism in Eukaryota, Fungi, Ascomycota, Eurotiomycetes, Eurotiales, Aspergillaceae. The coding region runs from base 1 to 927 and encodes 308 amino acids. The record is from RefSeq and is a predicted model, not a curated record. The transcript is spliced from 2 exons. Gene Ontology annotation, cellular component: peroxisomal membrane. Gene Ontology annotation, biological process: peroxisome fission.